CAAACCCUCCUGGACGUGACUACUUGCCACCGAUUACAUGUUUCAAAUUUUACUGAGUGUGUCAUGGAAGAGGUUGAUACCUUUUAAUGGCAAGGCGAGAGUCCAAAUCCGAAAUCUUUUCGAGUGCUUUCAGUUGAUGAACGUAACAUCCACAUAGUGACAACCGGGCGCUUCUCAGCAUAGCCUGCCAAAACACUUCAAAUAACCAUAAUAUCAAAUGUGAGAGAUGCAGGCCAUGUGACUCCAUGAUGGGCUUCGCCUCCUGUUCAUCACACAUCACAGCCUGAGUAAAUAUAUGGUAUAUAACAUAGUCCACCUUCCUCGAUGCGACUAACCAGAGAGUGCUCUGUUUUCUCGGUACUAGCAGGUCCAUCCGUGAUUUGCCAUGUCCCCACAAACAGUGUCGGCGUACUCUGCCUCUACGGGAUUAGCUCUGACAUCUUUCACCCUUAUAGUGUACGACCAUGCUAUCACGUUAGAUCAAGAGAUAACUUUCUUCUGGUCUGGUUCAUGGUCAGCGUCAAGAGCACUAUAUCUCAGCAUCCGAUACUUGGCUCUGAUACAAGCUUGCCUCACUCUGUAUGGAAUAGCAGGACCGGUCAACACUUUCAGUCCUGCGCUUUCCAGAAAACAAACGUGUUACUCAUUGCGGGCUACGUUAUUUCAUUCAUGGUCUUGAUACUCUGUCAAUGUGUCGUGACAUUGCGAGUGUGGCAUCUAUUCUUCCGGAGUUGCCUCAUUAGAUGGCUGGCGGUCGCUGUUUUCGUCAUUUGCGCGGCAGGAACUGUAAUAGUUGGCAGCGUCGAGUUUAAUCCCAUCAAGACUGCCCUGCAUAUAACGUUGACCGCUGAGAUCCCGACGCAGAGCCCUCCAUUUGUGUUUGCCAUGUACCUGCCAUCCCUGGUCGUCCAUACGGCCAUGCUCUUACUGACAAUAUAUCGCUUUCGCGUCAGCCCAAAAGUGUUGCACCAACGUGGCAUUAUACACCGAUUCGUAAAAGAAGGGAUAUUGAUGUAUACGUUUGCGGCCGGAUCACUGCUGUACGAAAUUAUCGGUCUUUCCAUGACUAAACCGGACGAAAUAUCUGUAUACUAUCCAGCUUUGAGGGAAGGAAUAGCAGUAGCAACUACAGCCGUCUCCGUCUGUCGUGCAAUGCUAAGCGUCAGGUCAUUGGCUGCAACUUAUCAUGUCGAUCCGGCAUGGUUGCUCAACUAUGCAGAACUGAGUCGUGUUCAAUGGAGGAGAGGAGCUAAUGAAGGUGAAAUUUUUGUCGAAGCGAGUGACAUGGACGCGGUUUACCCUUUCAAAUUGCUGGGGAUGUCUGCCGGGAGAACAGCAGGCGAAGGAGUUGUGUAAAAAGUAAUUUAAUGUGUAUGUUUUGAACAUGAUCCCCUGAUAUAAUACAUUCUUGUUGAAAUAGAACUGGUUGUUCCAAGCUGUGGGUGGCACUGGAGCACUAUGUAGGAGGUAUAGAAGGUCAUUGUAGUUUACUAAUGUACCAUCAUUGCAAGGCGAGCUCUUGAUCUGAUGCUACCAAAGCCACCGGUCUCGCAAAUGUGCGUGGCGAAUGAC
Molecule: messenger RNA, 1572 nt
Organism: Suillus plorans
Lineage: Eukaryota; Fungi; Basidiomycota; Agaricomycetes; Boletales; Suillaceae
Exons: 13
Coding region: 325-1356 (343 amino acids)
Source: RefSeq, a predicted model, not a curated record